This is a messenger RNA of Trichoplax adhaerens, 630 nucleotides long. RefSeq lists its product as uncharacterized. The transcript has 6 exons. NCBI's taxonomy places the organism in Eukaryota, Metazoa, Placozoa, Uniplacotomia, Trichoplacea, Trichoplacidae. The coding region runs from base 1 to 630 and encodes 209 amino acids. The record is from RefSeq and is a predicted model, not a curated record.
AUGUUUAUUAAAGUUCGCUAUAGCGAUAGCAAAGAAGUAAUCGUUAAUCCUAAUUGCCGUGUCUUUGUAUUACUUGAAAGUUUAAAGAAGACUUGUUCACUAGAAAGUGAUGUUACCGUCGAUUUAUCUGACGAAGAGGGCAACGUAAAAUUUUUAAGCGAUUCUUUGAAUAGCUAUGCUAAUGAACAUCUGAAUGAGCGAAGCAGCUACAUCUUAAUCAGAGUUCAGAAAUCAUCUAAUGAUACCAAAAAUUACGUUCCCUUGCUUAUCGAUGAUGAAGUAAUCAAUGAAGAAUUCCUAGCACGCUUGCAACCUAAAAUUACCAUCGAGGAAUCAGCUAGUAUGCAGAGUCUUACGACUAAGGCAUUAGCCCCUCAAGCUCGACGAACUAGUUGGUUUGUCGGAAAGAAAUCACGUAAUGGGUCAAAUAAGACGAAAUCGAUCAAUGAAGCAAAAUUGAAAACUGGCCAGGACAAAAGUACCACAGAAAAAAGAUCGACAUCACAAAUUGGUAGGAAAAUUAAAUCUCCAUCAAGAGAAUUUAAGGCAGUCCUGAGGCCAUCUACCAUCGUCAAUGUCAUGUUUAAAUUUCAUUUUUGGCAAUCGAACCCAUUUAAUCGUGGGUCAUAA